Oldenlandia corymbosa var. corymbosa is the source of this 486-nucleotide messenger RNA. The record is from the annotation of a GenBank genome assembly. NCBI's taxonomy places the organism in Eukaryota, Viridiplantae, Streptophyta, Magnoliopsida, Gentianales, Rubiaceae.
AUGGUUAAUUUAGAAGAUCGUUCUCCUGUAAUUGAAAUGCAGGUUAGCAAGUCAAAUGAAAAGAUGUUGCAGGACUGCCAUGUGAACGAAACUCCAGUCCUAGAGGAAAAGGUUGAUCAUGUGCAAGACGUAGAAGAGGCUGAUCUCAGUGAAGAAUCUGGGAAUAAAGUAGAAAAAAUAUUCAAUGAACCCUUUAGCAUAAGACCCGCUAUAGAACAAACAGUGGAAAUGCUGCAAAAUCCUAGCGCUAUUUAUGUGCCUGACAAUACCAUUCUAAGAAGAGUUUCUAAGGCCGAUGAUGAGGUGCUAGAUAUAAGGCUGAAAUGGUCUGAAGGAGAAAAGGAAGAUGCCAAAAUCAGCUGUCAAAGUGAGGGAUUCACAGCAAUGAAGCGAAAAAGAGGAAGAAAACCAAAACCGGAGAAAAUGAAGUUGAAGGAGAGCAAGGUUGUUGCAUUGUCGCGGCGAUCAACAAGACUAAACCAAUAA